AUGCAAUGGGUAGUUCAACUUACUGAAGUUGCUAAAGGUCUUAUGGCUAAAAUGUAUAGGCUAAAUCAAAUAUUGGACUACCCAGAUCCCGUUGGCCAUGUGUUUUCAGAAGCAUUUUGGAAAGCAGGCGUGUUUCCAAACCAUCCAAGACUUGGUGUAUUACUCUCAAAGAAGUUUCCUGAACAUUUUAGCAAAUUACAACUUGAACUUGACAAGUUUGCUUUGGAUGCUUUACAUGAUAAUGCGGAACUUCAUUUGCAGUCUUUGGAGCCGUGGAUUCAGAUGCUUCUUGACCUGAUGGCUUUUCGAGAACAAGCUUUGAGGCUUAUAUUGGAUUUAAGCAGUACUGUUAUUACUUUGUUGCCCCAUCAAAAUGCACUUAUACUACAUGCAUUUAUGGAUCUCUUUUGUUCGUUUGUUUGUGUUAAUCUUUUCUCAGAGAAGCUGCCGAGGAAGAUGAUGCUACAAAUGUACAACCUUUUGCAUGCCAUGUCAAGAGAUGAUCGAGAUUGUGAUUUUUAUCAUCGGCUGGUUCAAUUUAUAGACUCUUAUGAUCAACCAUUAAAAGUGUUGCAAGAAGACCUAAAUUUUGUGAGCUCGCGUAUUGGAGAGGUUAAUCCCAUUCAUUAUAUAUGGUUUAAAUCAGGACUGAGUUUUUAUAAUAUUAUAGAUACUAUAGCAAUAUUACCUGAUAUGCAAAAAUAUUGA
Molecule: messenger RNA, 708 nt
Organism: Humulus lupulus (European hop)
Lineage: Eukaryota; Viridiplantae; Streptophyta; Magnoliopsida; Rosales; Cannabaceae
Product: protein NAP1-like
Exons: 6
Coding region: 1-708 (235 amino acids)
Biological process (GO): cell migration; cortical actin cytoskeleton organization; cell morphogenesis
Cellular component (GO): SCAR complex
Source: RefSeq, a predicted model, not a curated record